Messenger RNA from Hemiscyllium ocellatum (epaulette shark), 4250 nucleotides. Its product is annotated as zinc-binding protein A33-like. The transcript has 6 exons. Gene Ontology annotation, molecular function: zinc ion binding; protein binding. Bases 10 to 1401 code for a protein of 463 amino acids. NCBI's taxonomy places the organism in Eukaryota, Metazoa, Chordata, Chondrichthyes, Orectolobiformes, Hemiscylliidae. The record is from RefSeq and is a predicted model, not a curated record.
AGGGUGAACAUGGAUUCCAGACAGCAGGUCCGGAGUUUGACCGAGGAGGCAAUUUGUCCCAUUUGUCAGGAUUUCUUCACCGAUCCGGUUAUACUGGAUUGUGAACACAACUUCUGCCGCUCCUGUAUCACCCAGAGUUGGGAAAAGCAGGAGAUAAACUCCUGCCCGGAAUGUAGACAGGAGUUUCCGGACAGAAACCUCAGAGGCAACAGGGCCUUAGCGAAUCUGGCCGAGAAAGCUCGAACAUUAAAUCUGAAUCCACAAGAGAAGGAAAGUGAACAUCACUGUGAGGAACAUCAGGAAGAACUGAAGCUGUUUUGUGAAACUGACAAGAAAUUGGUCUGUGUGAUUUGUAGAGAUUCCUGGGAACACAAAUCUCACAACUUCAUCCAGAUUACAGAAGCUGUUGGAAUCUACAAGGAUCGAGUGAAAUCUUCCUUGGAUUCUCUCACAGGGAAGAAAUCAGCAGCUCUAGAAAUGGAGCAGCAGCAGAAACAGAAGAUUUUCCACAUUCAGGAGGAAUCCAGCAGCCUGCAAACCCACAUCAAAUCCGAGUUCACUAAAAUGCACCAGAUGCUGACUGAGAAAGAGCAGAGUUUACUCCGAGAUCUCAGGGAACAAGAGGAAAACAUUCUCAAACCAAUGGAGGAAAAUCUUCAAGAAAUUCAAGGGAAUUUAAAGUCUAUUCAGGAGAAACUUUUAAAGUUGGGAAAACAGCUGGAACACACAGAUGGAGUGAUAUUUCUGAAGGAGCAAACAUCUCGGAAGAGGAGGAUUAGUGAAGAGUUUAAUAUGCUCUCGCUGAUGGAUGGUAUCCUCUCCACUCAAACAUUCUACAGCCUCUUCCCAUUUCUUGUGUGGAAAGAAAUGCAGGAAGCCACUCAACCUGUCUCUGUGACCCUGGAUGUGGAAACAGCAAAUCCCCAGCUCGAGGUGUCUGAGGAUCUGAAGAGUUUGAGAUUGACCCGGAGCCGAAGGAGUCUCCCUGACACCAAGAAGAGGUUUACAAACUGUCUCUGUGCCCUGGGAUCAGAGGGAUUCACAUCGGGGAGACAUUACUGGGAGGUGGAGGUGGUGAAUUGGGGCUGGAGUCUGGGAGUAGCCUCAGAGUCUGUGGAGAGGAAGAGAGGGGUCAGUCUGAUCCCGGAGAAUGGAUUCUGGACCAUGGGGCAGGAUGGGGAUCAGUUUUAUAUAAACUCUUUUCCUCGAUCCCCUCUCCCUAUCGAUCAGUUCCCCAGGAAGGUGGGAGUUUAUCUCAGUUAUGAAUCUGGGACAGUUUCAUUUUACAACGCAGACACCAAGUCCCAUCUCCACACCUUCACUGGAAAUAAAUUCACUGGGAAACUUUAUCCUUUCUUCUGGACUUGGGAUGAAAACCUGUUUCUGAGAAUCUGUUGUUAAAGGGGCGAGGCCUUCCUGACAUCACAUUGACCACCCCCUUGGAGGUAGAACAUAGAACAGUACAGCACAGAACAGGCUCUUCAGCCCACGAUGUUGUGCCGACCAUUGAUCCUUAUGUAAGGUAAACCUAAUGUACGAACCCUCAAAUUCCUGUGACCAUAUGCAUGUCCAGCAGUCUCUUAAAUAUCCCCAAUGACCUCGCUUCCACAACUGCUGUUGGCAACGCGUUACAUACUCUCACAACACUGUGUAAAGAACCCACCUCUGACAUCCCCUCUAUACUUUCUUACAAACAGCUUAAAACUGUGACCCCCCACAUUAACAAUUUAUGCCCUAGGAAAAAAUCUCUGGCCAUCAACUCUAUCUAUGCCUCUCAUUAUCUUGUACACCUCAAUUAGGUCCCCUCUCUUCCUUCUUUUUUCCAAUGAAAAAUGUCCGAGCUCAGUCAACCUCUCUUCGUAAGAUAAGCCCUCCAUUCCAGGCAGCAUUCUGGUAAAUCUCCUCUGAACCCUCUCCAAAGUUUCCACAUCUUUCCUAUAACAGGGCGACCAGAACAGGACACAGUAUUCCAAGUGCGGUCUAAUCAAAGUUUUAUCGAGCUGCAACAAGAUCUCACGGCUCUUAAACUCAAUCCCCCUGUUAAUGAAAGCCAAAACACCAUAUGCUUUCUUAACAACCCUGUCCACUUGGGUGGCAAUUUUAAGGGAUCUAUGUCCCUGCACACUAAGAUCCCACUGUUCCUCCACACUGCCAAGAAUCCUGUCUUUAAUCCUGUACUCAACUUUCAAGUUCGAUCUUCCAAAAUGCAUCACUUAGUAUUUAUCCAGGUUGAACUCCGUCUGCCACCUCUCAGCCCAUCUCUGCAUCUUGUCAAUGUCACGCUGCAGCCUACAACAGCCCUCUGUACUGUCAAUGACACCUGCAACCUUUGUGUCAUCUGCAAACUUGCUAACCCAUCCUUCAAUCUCCUCAUCCAAGUCAUUAAUAAGAAUUACAAAGAGUAGAGGCCCAAGAACAGAUCCCUGUGGAACACCACUCACCACUGACUUCCAGGCAGAAUACUUUCCUUCCACUACUACUUGCUGUCUCCUAUCAACCAGCCAAUUCUGUAUCCAGGCAGCUAAAUUUUGCUGUAUCCCAUUCCUCCUGACCUUCUGAACGAGCCUACCAUGGAGAACCUUAUCAAAUGCCUUGCUGAAGUUCAUAUACACAACAUCUACCGCUCGACCCUCAUCAACUUGUCUAGUAACAUCCUCAAAGAACUCAAUAAGGUUUGUGAGGCAUGACCUGCCCCUUACAAAAUCACGCUGACUGCAUUUAAUCAAGCCAUACUCUUCGAGAUGGUCAUAAAUCCUAUCCCUCAGAAUCCUUUCUAACACCUUGCAGACAACAGACGUGAGACUGACUGGUCUGUAAUUGCCGGGGAUUUCCUGGUGUUAGGGUUUUGGUCAGGGAUUAGGGUCAGAAACCUCCAUUGACAACAGGAUGUCACGAAACAGAGUUAUCGAGGUUUUUAGCACAGAAAGAGACUCUUCAGUCCACCUCAUCCAUGCCAAACAGAUAUCCUAAAUUAGUCCAGUUUCAUUGGCCAGCACUUGGCCCACGUCCCUCAAAACCCUUCCUGUUAAUAUACCCAUUUCUGUUCCUAUUAAUGAUUCCUGAUGAAGGGCUUAUGCCCGAAACGUCGAAUUUCCUGCUCUUUUGAUGCUGCCUGACCUGCUGCGCUUUUCCAGCAAUACAUUUUCAGCUCUGAUCUCCAGCAUCUGCAGACCUCACUUUCUCCUAUUGAUAUACCCACCCAAAUGCCUUUAAAUAUUGUCAUUGCACCAGCCUCCAACAUUUCCUCUGGCAGCUCAUUUCGAACAUGCAACACCCUCUGCUUGAAACAGUUGCCCCUUCGGUCCCUUUUAAAUCUCUCCCCUCUUACUCUCAACCAAUGCCCUCUAGUUCUGGACUCUGCACCCCAAGAAAAAGACCUUGUUCAUUUACCCUAUCCAUGCCCCUCAUGAUUUUAUUAACCUCUAUAAGGUCUCUCUCAGUCUUCAAUGCUCCAGGGAAAAUAGCCCCAGCCUAUAGCUCAAACCCUCCAACCUGCUUGUAAAUCAUUUCUGAACCCUUUCAGGUUGCAUAGGAUGGGAGACGAGAAUUGCACACAAUAUUCCAAAAGUGGCCUAACCAAUGUCCUCUACUGCCACAACAUGAGCUCCCAAUUCCUAUACUCAAUGUACUGGCCAAUAAUGGAAAACUAUCCUAUCUAUCUGCGACUCCACUUCCAAGGAACCACGAACCUGUACUUCAAUGUCUCUUUGUUCAGUAACACUCCCCAGGACCUUACCAUUAAGUGUAUAAGAUCUGCCCUAAUUUGCUUUUCCAAAAUGCAGCAUCUUGCAUGUAUCUAAAUUAAACUCCAUCUGCCAUUCCUUGGCCCAUUGGCCCAUCUGAUGAAGAGCCCAUCACACUCUGAGGUAACCUUUUUCACUGUCAACUGCACCUUCAAUUUUGGUGACAUCUGUACAUAUGAACUGUACCUCCUAUGUUCACACUUAAAAAAUGUAUAUAAAUGAUGAAAAGCAGUAGACCCAGCAUCAAACCUUGUGUGUGAUGAAAUCACCGGGAUUUGUUAUGAGGAUGUGAAUGUAUUUGUUAACAACAUGUUCAUUGCUGCUUAAGAGGAGGCAGGAGAUUCAAAUGAAAUGUCUGUGCUCUGCAAAAGUUUUACUUCCUACAUUUUGAGGUAGAUAUUUUUGUUAACUGGAAUUUUUUAGUGUUUUAAUGUUAAAUGCACAUUUUACCCCAAAAUGAACCUGCAACGUAUCUAAGUGUAACAAUAAACUCGGAUUUUCUUGCAA